Cricetulus griseus (Chinese hamster) is the source of this 1677-nucleotide messenger RNA. Lineage: Eukaryota; Metazoa; Chordata; Mammalia; Rodentia; Cricetidae. The record is from RefSeq and is a predicted model, not a curated record.
AUGGGACUGGAACAAAUUCUCACUCUGCUGACCACCGUGGCCUGUGGGUUCCUGCUUCUCCUCCAAGUUCAGGGCCAGGACUCAGCCAGUCCCAUCAGGACCACACACACAGGCCAGAUACAAGGCAGCCUCAUCCACAAGAAGGGCCUAGAUGUGGGUGUCCACAGUUUCCUGGGAAUUCCCUUUGCCAAGCCACCUGUAGGAUCACUGCGCUUUGUACCCCCAGAGCCACCUGAACCAUGGAGUGGUGUGAGGAAUGGGACCUCCUAUCCGGCCAUGUGUCUGCAGGACAUCACUGCAAUGAAUAUGCAAGCUCUUAAGCUGUUGAAGAUGACCUUGCCGCCCAUCCCCAUGUCUGAGGACUGCCUGUACCUUAACAUCUAUACACCAGAUCAUGCCCAUGAAGGUUCCAACCUACCUGUGAUGGUGUGGAUUCAUGGUGGUGCACUGGUUAUAGGCAUGGCUUCCUUGUAUGAUGGAUCCAUGCUGGCAGCCAUGGAGGAUGUGGUGGUGGUCACUAUCCAGUACCGCCUGGGUAUCUUAGGUUUCUUCAGCACUGGAGACCAGCAUGCUAGAGGCAACUGGGGCUACCUGGACCAAGUAGCCGCCCUACGCUGGGUCCAGCAGAACAUCGCCCACUUUGGAGGCAACCCUGACCGGGUCACUAUUUUUGGAGAGUCUGCAGGAGGCACUAGUGUGUCUUCACAUGUUGUGUCCCCCAUGUCAAAAGGACUCUUCCACGGAGCCAUCAUGGAGAGUGGGGUGGCCCUGAUGUCAAGCCUCAUCUCAAAAUCCUCUGAGGUAGUCUACAGAGUGGUUGCCAACCUGUCUGGAUGUGAGCAGGUGGACUCAGAAGCCUUGGUGAACUGUCUACGAGACAAGAGUGAAGAGGAGAUUAUGGCAAUUAACAAGGCCUUCAAGAUCAUCCCUGGCAUAGUGGAUGGUAUCUUUCUGCCAAGGCAUCCCAAGGAGCUGCUGGCCUCCGCUGACUUCCAAUUUGUCCCCAGCAUUAUUGGUGUCAAUAAUGAUGAGUAUGGCUGGAUCAUCCCCUCAAGCAUGAGCACCACUGACUCCCAGAAGGAAAUAGACAGACAGACCAUAAAAGCUAUCCUGCAGAGAAGGGCAGCACAGAUGAUGUGGCCUCCUGAAUUUAGUGACCUGCUGAUGGAAGAGUACAUGGGGAACAAUGAGGACCCUCAGCUUCUCCAAGGGCAGUUCAAGGAGAUGAUGGAAGACUUCAUGUUUGUGAUCCCUGCACUGCAAGUAGCACAUUUUCAACGUUUCCAUGCCCCUGUAUACUUCUAUGAGUUCCAGCAUCGGCCCAACUUCUUCAAGGACUCCAAGCCAUCCGAUGUGAAGGCUGACCAUGGUGAUGAGAUUCUCUUUAUCUUCAGAUCAUUUUGGGGAGGCACCCAAGUUGACCUCACUGAGGAGGAGGAGCUACUGAGCAGGAUGAUGAUGAAGUACUGGGCCAACUUUGCACGACAUGGGAACCCCAACAGUAAAGGUCUGCCCACCUGGCCCAUGUUUGACCAUGAUGAGCAAUACCUGCAGCUGGACAUCCAGCCUGCUGUGGGCCGGGCCCUGAAGGCCAGAAGGCUGCAGUUCUGGACCAAGACUCUGCCCCAGAAGAUCCAGGAGCUAAAAGAGGUUAAAGGCAGUCACGGAGAGUUGUAG